AUGCUAACAGAAAGUUCUUUGCAGAAGAUCCCAAACAAUUUCAUUAGGAAAUAUGGUGGUGACAUGUCAAACCCAAUGUUUCUUAAGCCUCCAGAUGGCACUGAAUGGGAAGUAUUUUGGACUAAACAUGAUGGUGUUACUUGGCUUCAAAGGGGUUGGAUAGCAUUUGCCACAUAUUACUCCCUGGAUCAUGGUCAUUUGGUGUUGUUUGAAUACAAGCAAACUUGUAAUUUUGAGGUACACAUAUUUGACAAGAGUACCCUUGAAAUAGAUUAUCCUUUGCAUGUCCCUCAAGAUGCACAGGACAACCUUGACCAGAUGAGUGAUGAUGACUCGAUUAAAAUUUUGGAUGAGAUACCACCAUGCCAUAAGACUAGAGAAAAAUCACCAAUGUCUUCUCCUCAACCACGUAAAAAAUCAAGAACUGACACAAGUGGAGAUGUUAUGAGAAGAUCCACAGAGCAAAACUUGCCCCAGCAAGUCCAAACUGAAGGCACAAACUUUGAGAAGUCUAAAUUUGCAUCUGUAAAGAAAGAAUCGGAUGAAUCAGUUCAAAGAGAGGGAAUCAAUUGGCUAGAUUCUCAGAGAGUCGUGGAUGUGGAAAAUAAAACUGUUGUUACUAGAAAAGGUGAGAAGGCAACUCACUGCCCCUUCACAAACGAAGCACUGAAAGAAGCUAAUAAAUUUGCCUCAGAAAAUCCCUUUUUCACAUUCAAUAUUAAGGCGGGACUUAGACCGCAUGUACCAAGGGCCUUCAUCAGAGAGUACUUGAAUAACAAGAGACAGAUUGUGAAGUUACAAUUUGGAAAGAAAUUGUGGCCUGUAAAGUUGCUCUGCUAUCGACACAACUCUUCAGCUAUGUUUUCUAGUGGUUGGUCCCAAUUUGCAAGAGAAAGUGAAUUGUUAGGUGGAGAUGUUUGUGUCUUUGAGCUUAUCAACAGAGAAGAUGCAGUGAUUGAUGUUCAUAUUUUUAGAGGCCAAGGUUAG
This is a messenger RNA of Gastrolobium bilobum, 987 nucleotides long. RefSeq names its product B3 domain-containing transcription factor VRN1-like. The record is from RefSeq and is a predicted model, not a curated record. The transcript is spliced from 4 exons. Gene Ontology annotation, molecular function: DNA binding. The coding region runs from base 1 to 987 and encodes 328 amino acids. Lineage: Eukaryota; Viridiplantae; Streptophyta; Magnoliopsida; Fabales; Fabaceae.